This is a messenger RNA of Choloepus didactylus (southern two-toed sloth), 1163 nucleotides long. Its product is annotated as arginine-fifty homeobox-like. The coding region runs from base 27 to 1163 and encodes 378 amino acids. Gene Ontology annotation, biological process: regulation of transcription by RNA polymerase II. The record is from RefSeq and is a predicted model, not a curated record. Gene Ontology annotation, cellular component: nucleus. Gene Ontology annotation, molecular function: RNA polymerase II cis-regulatory region sequence-specific DNA binding; DNA-binding transcription factor activity, RNA polymerase II-specific. The transcript has a single exon. NCBI's taxonomy places the organism in Eukaryota, Metazoa, Chordata, Mammalia, Pilosa, Megalonychidae.
GAGAGAAACAUCAAACAGGACUGAAAAUGGAUACUUCGAAGGGAUUCAUGAUAGACCUACCAGUGGAGCCCUGUGGUGCCCAGAUGGGCAGAGGGGCCCCUGGGAAUCCCCAGCCCCACUCUUUCAUCCACAUGGGUGAUUCCAGCAUGAACACGAUACCACAAGAACGAGUGGAUCACAGCUAUCCAUCUCAGAUUUCGGGACCUUCGAUGAACAGAAUGGCCCCAGAGAAUCCCCAGCCUGAAGCUUUUGUCAACAUGGGUGAUUCCAGCAUGAACUUGCUAUCACAGAAUCCAGCUGAUCACAUACCCCUGCUGAACAGAAUGCCCCUUGAGACUCCCCAGCCAGACCGUUUUAUCAAUAUGCAUGGUUCAAGCAUGUACUCGGUACCUCAGGAUCAAGGCAGUUCCUCAAUUUGGAGGAAGCAUCAUGACCGUACCUCAUUCUCCCACAAACAGCAUAAAGAAUUGGAGUCUCUAUUCAGCCAGACCAUGUUUCCAGAUAAAAAUACCCAGAAGGAACUUGCUUUGAAACUCAACAUAGAGGAGUCAAGAGUGAAGAUUUGGUUCAGGAACCGGCGAUCCAAAUUGAGGAAGCAGCAGCAGCAGCAACAGCGAUCACUGGAGAAACCAAGCCAGAUCCUUCCAGCCAAGGAGAAUGUGCCCAUCUCAUCCAGAGCAAGCGCCAAUCCUUAUUCUUUUUUUCCUGUGGUUUCCAAUUCCUACAGCUUCCUUCCACAUCAGCCAUUAGGCCCUUCCAAUUGGGCACGGGACUCUGACUUCUCUGGGAAUCGCACAAGGGAAACCCAAAUGCAAGAUCGAGAGUUGGAAAUGCUUAUGGCCUCAGUUCCUGCUUUGUACUCCGAUGCUUAUGACAUAUCCCAAAUCAUGGAAUUGUACAGUUUUCCUGAUGAGAACGAGAUAUCCAGCUCUUCCUUCAGCUGUCUAUAUCAGUAUCUCUCACCCACAAGACCUCAGCUAGGAGGACAGGGUAACAUGCUCAGCAAUUUUGCUGGUCCAGCUGUAGGUCUGUCUCCAGAGCGAACCUGGUCCAGCGGGACAAGCCAAGGCUUUGAAGCCUACUGCCUAAGAUACAGCCUGGAGUUCCAGAACCCUUCCAGUAUGGUGGACUAUGGAUUUCUGUAUCAGAGUAAUAGCAAAUAG